AAUGUGAUUAAAUAGUGCGUUUAGCUUUUCAUCUUUAUAAGAUACAUUUAAAAGUUUCUAUAAACAGCUACGUUUAAUACUUUGUAUUGGUUUUGGUUCUAAUUUCUUUUUAAAAUUCAGAAUGCAGGUUUUAAAAUGGCUGACGUUUAUUGUCAUCUUCUCCGUUUCAUUAUCUUUUUCAACUGAGUCAUAUGAAUCAACAUAUGAAGAUUCAUCAAAAUCAGACAGUAAUUUUGAUUAUCAAUCAACUACCGAGGAUUCAAUUGCUGAAACCACUUUUGAUUAUCGAUGGACUGUUGAGGACUCAACUUUAGAAAGUGAUUUUGAUUACUUGUCAAUUUUUAAAAAUUCAGUCCCAGAAGGUUCUUUUGAUUACGAAGUUGUUUUGAAAGAUUCAGGUCUAGAAAAUGAAAAAUUUGGAUCAUAUAUCAAAAAUUUACUUUACCCACCCGAUGACCGCAACUGUCCUCUCCAUGAGCAUUGGGAAUAUUGCACUGGACUCUGCCAAAGAAAUUGUUCUAAUUGGAGCAAGGCUUUAAUUUGUCCUGAUAUCUGUGUCCAAGGAUGUUUGUGUGACUGGGGCUUUACACGAGGACCGGAAGGCAAUUGCAUUCCAGUUAGUGAAUGUCCUCCCAUUGAAGAUGAAGAACCUAUGAAAAUUAAUGUUCAAUAUAAAUGCAGAAGAAAUGAGCACUUCUCUCCUUGUGAGGGCCAUGAAGAAUGUCAGAAAAAUUGUUCAAAUUAUGACAAGGAAAUCUCUUGCGAUUCAACUUGUGAACCUGGUUGUGUUUGCGAUGAAGGAUUUGUUAGAGGAAGGUCUGGAAAAUGUGUACCAGUUGAACAGUGUAGAAUCCCAUCUGUUGAAUUCGCUAUUCAAUCAAAGAAUAAAUUGUCUAGAGUCUGCCGAAGUAAUGAACACUUUUCCUCAUGUAAUGGUCUACCAUUGUGUCAAAAAAGUUGUUCAAAUUACAAAGAACACAUUAUUUGUCCUCUUAUAUGUGUACCGGGUUGUGUCUGCGAUGAAGGACAUGUAAUUGGCCCCUCUGGAGAAUGCAUCCCCUUAGAACGAUGCCCACUUGAGAAGAAGUCUUUUUCAGUACAAGUAUCAGAAGAAUGCUCCCUAAGCGAAUAUUACGACACUUGUGGUACUGCUUGUCCUCGAAGUUGCUUAAAUUAUCAAGAACCAUUUCCAGUAUGCACUGAUGAGUGUGUGCCUGGUUGCUUCUGUCUUCCUGGUUACGUGAGGGGAGCAGACGGAAGCUGUAUACUACCUGCUGAUUGCUCAGAUUCGUCCUAUGAUGAAUCAAAGCAAUCAAAAUUACGAAUAAUCAAUUUGUUUUUUGAAAAUGCCAACCAAGAAUUUUCUGAUACAUCUUCAACAGUUUCAGAAGAUCUUAUUUUUACCGAAUCUCCUUCUGAAGAUAAAUGUCCAGACGAACCAUCAUGUAACAGACAAUGCAAGGUCUCUGGGCAUAGAUAUGGUAUGUGUAUAGGUAUUAAAGAAGAACAUUGUGUUUGUUUUGAAUGAAGAUUGACUUUCAGUUCGAUUCUUACUAUAAUAAUUAUUUUUUUGAAUUUAUAGUUGUAAUAAAAUAUAAAAAAAAUUCUUUAGUUAAAAUAUAAAAAUA
Molecule: messenger RNA, 1628 nt
Organism: Parasteatoda tepidariorum (common house spider)
Lineage: Eukaryota; Metazoa; Arthropoda; Arachnida; Araneae; Theridiidae
Product: zonadhesin
Source: RefSeq, a predicted model, not a curated record